Messenger RNA from Prunus dulcis (almond), 867 nucleotides. Its product is annotated as late embryogenesis abundant protein Dc3-like. Bases 48 to 452 code for a protein of 134 amino acids. The record is from RefSeq and is a predicted model, not a curated record. NCBI's taxonomy places the organism in Eukaryota, Viridiplantae, Streptophyta, Magnoliopsida, Rosales, Rosaceae. The transcript is spliced from 3 exons.
UUGAAAUUUGAGUCAAUUUGAUUGAAGAAACAAAAUCAAGCACAAAAAUGGCAAGCCACCAAAAUCAGGAUUUGAGUCACAACGCAGGCGAGUUGACUGGUCAAGCUCAGGUAAAAAAAGACGAGUUUCUAAACCAGGCAUCAAAUGCAUCUCAGUCUAUCCAGAACAAGGCAUCAAAUGCAUCUCAAUCUACCCAGAACAAGGCAUCAAAUGCAUCUCACACUGCCCAAGACAUCAAGGACCAAGCCACCCAUCUCCUUCAACAGACAAGUGAGCAAGUGAAAAACAUGGCUCAAGGAGCAGCUGAAGCGGUUAAGAGCACUUUGGGAAUGAACAAUCCAAACGACCCAAACAGUAACCCAAGCAACGCAAACAUGAACCCAAGCAUCAACCCAAUCAACCCAAUCAACCCAAGCAACCCAAGCAUUAACACAAACAACCCAAGGAUUUGAAAUGCUUUCUUCAAUAAUGCUAGCUUUGCCUUCACUCGCAUCAAAAGUUUCGAUGAUGUGGUGUCAUGGCAAUUAACCCUCCGCUGUUGAAAUGGCUAUGUACAUCAUCAGGCACCACCCAAUCUGUUUGAUCCCCAACUGGCCAUAUAGGUUAUGCAUAUGCAAUUACCAAUGAGUUUGUAGUAUAAUAUUUUGAACACAUUGGGUAGCAUGAAAUUUGUCGAUGCCUACAGGCAGCACAAGCAUGUGCACAUGGUAGUUGGUCAAGAUCAAAUUCUUGGCAUGUGCAACACUUCCCCUCUAAAUUUACAACCUCAACACAACUUCCAUCGUAUAUAUGAAAUGACUAUGCCUCAAUCGGAGAAACCUGUAUAUUUAAAAAAAAAAAAUACAUUAUAAAUACUCCCCAACCAUU